This is a messenger RNA of Linum trigynum, 3304 nucleotides long. The record is from the annotation of a GenBank genome assembly. Lineage: Eukaryota; Viridiplantae; Streptophyta; Magnoliopsida; Malpighiales; Linaceae.
UUCUCUGUAGUCUCUUGAUUUAGGGCUUUGGCCCAUUAAAGGCGCCACCAAAAGCCCAUCACUAAUUUGGGACACUUUUUUGUAGGGGUGGCUAUUUGGACCGGGACCGGAUUAAAAACCGAAAACCGGACCGUAUAACCCGGACUGAGACCGGACCGAGACCGAAUAGUAAACAAUCCAAUCCAAUCUUUGGGUUUAGAUUUGAGAUAAAAAACCGGAUAAAGACCGGAUAAGAGAGCUCAACACCCAAAACUUAAGGGUAAUUUGCAUAAACGGUCACAAACCUUUGCACUUAGUACAAAACUUAACCAACUCCUCACCCUUUAAGGCCUUAGGCCACUCAAAUCCCACAAUCUCAAUGUAAAAUCAAGACCGAAUUGGGACCGGACCGGAUCAAGACCGGACGGUAUCCAAUCCAAUCUUCGGUCCUUAUAUUUUCAAAAAGACCGAACUGGACCGGAUCAAUUUGGGCCAAUUUAACCGGACCGGACCGUAUAGCCACCCCUACUUUUUUGUUUGUUCGAUGACUCUAUGUCUCUAUCUAAACAUUUACAUUUGACAUGUCUUCAUGUCAAUUUUAACCCUAGAGUUGGGGCUUAACCCGGAUAAUCACACCCGUUUUAACCCGGUCAGAACCCAACAAACCCGAUCGGGUCGACCCACAGCAGCGGGUUCCGGGUUGGUAAAAACGUCCGUUUUUUCACAGUUUUGAGUUUUCCCUUCGGUUUGCAAUUUUGCUUCUCUAACCCUACCUCUGUUAUCUUUUUCCUCGCGAGCAGAGUCGCGGGCCUGGUGAGUUGAUCAGUCCACCGAGUCAGAGUUAAGCGGCGCCGUUGGUAUGAGCAGGGGGAAACCCUUGACUCAAGUCUCAACGUCAACGUCGUUCACUCCAUCUCCCUCCCGUUCACCGUUCCGCCUCUCUCUCUCCGCCGUCCCGGCCGUGUCUCCCAUCCACCAACUGACCCGACCCGGAAAUUACAACACUGCUCUCUAAUCUCCGGGUGAACGCUAGAACCCUCCAAAAGACACUAAAACCUCACGAGCUUUCUUCUGAACUUCACAGUCACACAGCUCAAUUCGGAACGCAAGCUAAUUUCAGCUAAAAACCCUGCAGUUUUUUCGAGGCCAUGGAACAAGCUCAAUCACCCUCAAUCGGCGACUGCUUGAAGCUGCUGAAGGGCGAAAGAGACGAGCAGCGCCUCGCCGGGUUGCUUCUAGUCACCAAAGUUUGCCAAAGAGACGACCUAGCCUCGCUUCGUGCGGUUUAUGAUGCCGUCGACGUUCGGUUUCUCGACAGGCUCUUCAAGACUGGGAUGGGUAAAGGAGCUGCAGCAGGCAGUGGUUUGGAUAACCGAGAUGCGUAUUUGCAGCUAUCAGUCACGAUUGUUGCUGCGUUUUGUCGCAUUCCAGAAAUUGCUGCUUCCAUGGACAUGGUAUCCAAGGUUCCCAUGGCCCUGAAGAUAAUGACGGAAUCAAAUGAUGCUGUUCUUGAAGAAUGCUGUGAAAUUCUAUAUCUGGUAGCAACUUCUUCAGAAGAUGGAGUAAGCACGUUUUGUGAAUCUGAGGGUCUUAAAGUCAUAGCUUCGAGAAUGCAUACUAUGUCUGAUGGUUCUCGUACCAUGGAACUGUCAAUUAAGAUAUUACAAUACGUGCUUAGUAAGCUCCCUCGAGACUUCAUCACAAGCAGCCAUCUACUGGACCUUGCAACUGUGGUGGAAUCAUUGGCAAGACAGUUUGCUGUAUUGCACAGUCCUCUGAAAUUUGAAGCACUUCAUUUACUUUCAGUGAUUUUCUCUUCGAAGUAUUUGGAAUCACUUCGUGAAACCUUGCGUGUAAUGGGAGACAGCAAGUGGUCUGACUAUAUCCACAUCGGUGUUAUGGACAUUUUACAAAAUCGAGUUGCUCCUGCUGAUAAGGUUCACGCCCUUGUUCUGGCUGAGUCAAUGUUGUCUAUAUCAGGGGAAUCCUGGCUGCUUCGCCAGCCAAACUUGACAGAUUGCAAGGUGUCUGUGCCCGUUGAUAGGUGUCUAUUGCUUGUCUUGGAGUCUGCAAGAGUAGAAGUGGCUGUUUUGCUGAACGAACUGGCUUAUCUCAAGUAUGAAGCUUCAAAGUAUACCUCAAGUAGUGACACUGCUCUCUCAACAAAGCAGCAGCACCUAACUGUUGCAUUUUCCUUGGUUGAAGGAAUAAUCAAACUAAUAUCAACCAUGGGUGAAAAUGAAGAAGUCAUUAGUGAAGCAACCAUCAUAAAGGUGAUCAAUGGGCUUAAUGAGACAGUUAAUGUAGUAUUGGAGUACUUGCAGGAUGCAAAGGAGCAUGGACAAAAGAAAGGAAAUGACCUGAUUGCUUCAGUAAGACUUGUUGGGAGUUACCUCGCAGAAACACCCUAUGCGUCAAGUGACAAAGUCAGAGAACUUUUGGAGUACAUGUUGUCAAUUGAAGGUGAAGAUGAAGCAAGCCCUUUCUAUUCCAUAUGCUUCUUACUUCCAAUGCUGUGCCAAAUGACAAUGGAAAUUCAAGGGUGCAAAACUUUGAUUUCAUCCAGAGGUCACAAAGCUGUGGUUGAGUUUCUUGUAAAGUUGCUCUGUAAUCCCGUGACUGAAGACAUGGAUCGCAUCUUUUUGGCAUGCGACACAGUAAUGAACCUUCUUUUGAAGCAAGAGGAGGUACACUUCCAGAUGGAAGAAUCAAGUUGCAUUGGUCUCUUGAAUGCAUUGGCAUUUUGGGCAGAGGAGUCAGAUGAUCCAUCUGUGCUAAUGAUGGCUGCGAGUAUAUGUGUACUGGGAUUAGAUUUCACAUCAGAAGCAGCCCUUCUAAAGCAUCCUAAUUUCGACUCGAGAUCACUUACUCGUCUUUGCCACCUCAUCUCAAGAAGCUUCGCUUUUGCUACUCAGGGCAUGGCAGAUGCUGUUCGAUCAGAAACAGACCUUAUUGAGAUUAUUACUUCAGGUUUUUCACGGUGGGCUGAUCGGUUCCCUAGCAUAAAAGCAGCAGUUUUGGGAGUUUGAGUAUGGUUGCCUUGCAAACAAUCGGUUUAGGAUUGCAUCCGGCUGCUAACUGAUAAUCCAUAGCAAUACAAAAGCGCUUCAGAUGUUUCUAUCAGGCGAAGAGCUCUGUACUGCUUGUUCUGUACGAAUGGAGUCAAUGACUUGUACAUUACGACAUAUCUACCAGACCUCAAUUAGGAACUAUGUAGUGCACAAUGUCCUUAAUCCUCUACAUGUAUAAGUGGAACAGUGUAGCUUUAGCCAGUGUUGAACACUAUUAGCAAUAUAUUAUGAAACCAUAAACAUCAUUUUAGCCC